AUGUCUGCUGCAACCACGUACGACAACAACGCCACCAAGGAUUACUCUAGUGGCAGCGAAGAUGGCCAAGCAGCAGGGAAGCGCAAGGCACUCACCACGGUUGGACAGCCUACUGGCAGUAUGCCACUUCCGCCUAGCUCCGAUUAUCUGUCUCAACCUGCUGGAGGUCUCUUGAAAGGUGCCACAGACGCAAAUGGAGAACUCAAAUCCGCUGCUCUGAUGGUUGGUAUCAAGCUUGAUCUUGAGGCAGAGGUGCACUUGACGGCCAGAGUUCGCGGAGAUAUCACCCUUGGCCUAUAUUGA
Rhinocladiella mackenziei CBS 650.93 is the source of this 303-nucleotide messenger RNA. RefSeq lists its product as uncharacterized. The record is from RefSeq and is a predicted model, not a curated record. NCBI's taxonomy places the organism in Eukaryota, Fungi, Ascomycota, Eurotiomycetes, Chaetothyriales, Herpotrichiellaceae. The transcript has 3 exons. Bases 1 to 303 code for a protein of 100 amino acids.